This is a messenger RNA of Miscanthus lutarioriparius, 3141 nucleotides long. Lineage: Eukaryota; Viridiplantae; Streptophyta; Magnoliopsida; Poales; Poaceae. The record is from the annotation of a GenBank genome assembly.
AUGCGCGCCUCCGCCUCCGCGGUCCCCAUGGAAGCCUCCGCCUCCGCCCGCAGAUCCGCCGCGGGCCCCGACCCCGGUGGCGCCAAGAAGCCGCGCCUCGCGCAGCCGCCGCCGCCGCGGGACCCCAGAUCUUACGCCGCCGCCGCUUCCUCCAAUGGCGCCGCCAGCGCCGCCGAGCAAGCGCUGGUCGACGAGCUGCUCGGCCAGUACCGGACCGCGCUCGGGGAGCUCACCUUCAACUCCAAGCCCAUCAUCACCAACCUCACCAUCAUCGCCGGCGAGAACCUCCAGGCCGCCAAGCCCAUCGCCGCCCUCAUCUGCGCCAACAUCCUCGAGGUUCCAAGUGAACAGAAACUACCAUCGCUAUAUCUACUUGACAGUAUUGUAAAAAAUAUUGGAAAAGAUUAUGUUAAACAUUUCUCAGCAAGAUUACCAGAGGUGUUCUGCAAGGCAUAUAAACAAGUUGAUACUUCUAUACAUCAUAGCAUGAGGCACCUUUUUGGAACAUGGAAAGGAGUGUUUCCUCUUCCUCCGCUCCAAAUGAUUGAGAAGGAACUUGGUUUUCAGUCAUCUGCCAAUGGAUCGAGUGCUGCACCAUCAAGGACUGAUUCUCAAUCCCCGCGCCCAUCCAAUAGCAUACAUGUAAAUCCAAAAUAUUUGGAAGCGAGACAGCAGCUCAAUCAACCAACUAAGGGGAUACUUGGAAGUGGUGCUAAGACAGCUGUAAUUGCUGAUACAGGCGAUGAUAUUGAGAGGGCUAACAGGCUAGGUACUGAUAGAAGUGCAGGGAGACGAUUAGAAGCUCCUAAUGCUAGACCUCGCACUCAGAGGGACCCUUUUAGCAAUCCUGUUCAUGAAAAACAAGCAGGUAGAGAUGUGAGGGGCCUUGGAUUCUCCAACAUUUCACAGCAGGCUGUUGUGGGAACUGGUCAAGUUCGCUCAAAACCCAAAGGUCAAGAUGGAAUUGGGGGGCCUUAUUAUGCCUCUGGUGUUGGGUCUUCUGAAGAACAAUUUGACAGGCGCAGUAACUUUUAUGCAAGCAAGGAUGUUCGGCCAUCAGGAUCUGUACGUUUGGAUAGUGCACUUCUUCCAACUCCUUCAAUUAAUGCCGAUAGAGUUGUUAGGCCUUCAUCAAACAAAAGCUGGAAGCACUCUGAGGAAGAAGAAUAUGUUUGGGAUGAUGUACACUCUAAAGCAGCAGAAUAUGGUGGUAGCAAUAAUGUAAUAAAAGGAGAAUGGAUGUCUGAUGAUGACAAUGCUAAGUUUGCAAGCCUCCAAAGGGCUAAAUGGGCAGAGGCAGGACCUGUGGAACGUAUAGAUCCCAACACACAUAAACUUGAUAACGUGUCAAGAUUUGGACUUGCAGCAGGCCAAGAAAGAAGAAUUUCAGCAUACAUGGAUCAGGAAGAGUACCUUCUUGGCAAGCGUGAGGUGGAAGCAAGAAUUGAUAGGGAAAUUAGGCCUGAAGGACAACAGUUCCCACCACCUCGAGGUUCCUCUCUCUGGGUGUCCCAGGAAAAAACACUCCCAGACAUUGGGUUGGACCCUAGGAUAUCAAGGUUUUCAAAUCAGCCAGCAGAGAGGUCCACCAUUUAUAGUGGCACCAUGUCAGCAAGUAUCACUUCAUCUGUACCUGUUGGGUUAUCAGGACUCUAUGCUGGAAGGUCAAGCCUAGAUACUGCAAAUAGUGUGCCAAUAAGAUCAACUGAAGCUUUUGGGCAGCAGAAGCAUAGAUAUUGGUCAUCUUCCCCUCCACAAGCUCACUCACCUUCUUCUACUGCACCCUUUGCACGCCAGGGUUCUCCAAAUCCUGCUGAGUCUGAUUUUUAUCCUUCCAGAUCAUUUUCUCAAUUGGGCCAAAAUCCUCAAGAAGAAUAUAGCCAAAGAGCAUUGCCAGUACUUGCUAAAGAUUCUCAUGUUGUGGUUCACAAUGAUGGACUUACUCAGGGCCAACCUAGUCUACAGGCAACCCAGCAGACACAAAAGUACCCUACCUUACAGUCAAAGUCACAUAUUAAGCCAUCUGAUCCAUUGCAGGCAAGCUUUUCGCGUGAAAAUUCUCCAUCGCUGUUCAGACCUUCCCAGCUUGGAGAAGUCUCUUUACCCAGUGAUUCCACCCCUAUAAGCUUAGAUCUGACAAGUGCUAGUAAUUUGUUGGCUGGUCUCAUAAAGAGUGGGUUCAAACCAAAUAACCACAGUGAUGCACAACUUCUUGGUCCAAGUGGGUCACUUCCAGUGGCUUCUUUAUCACUUCAAAAUACUGCUGGUGAAAAUACCACUUCGCAUACACAGACACCAGACACUUCUCGUCCACCAUUGCCACCAGGUCUGCCACCACCUCCAUCAACACAGAGUGCAGAGAAAGCUGCGCCGCUCUCGAGUCUUCUCAGUUCCCUGGUUGCAAAGGGAUUAAUCUAUUCGCCAGCUUCUGAUUCAUCCAAUGCUGCCCUUUCACAGCCAAAUAAAGCAUCAAGCAUGAAUGCAAAAGAUGUCACAGCUUCAGCUGUGCCUUUGCCGGCUCUAAAACCUUCAGUUGGUAAGGUGUCAUCUAAUUCUGAUUCAUCUGCCCCAACAAACGCUUCGUUACCCAAAGCUAUCGAAAUUAAGAUGGGUGACCUCAUUGGCCUGGAGUUCAAGCCAGAGAAACUUCGCAAGUACCAUGAGCACGUGAUUAGCAGCCUCUUUGAUGACCAAAGCCUUCAGUGUAAAACCUGUGGUAAUAGGUUCAGGGUUGAAGAACUGAGCUUGCACACAUCAAGCUGUGGGCCAAGGGAGUCUGAGACAAUCUAUACUGGUAUCGCACCUAAAAGAUGGUACCCUAGCAAGAACAUUUACAUCGAUGGAUCACAUGAAAUUGAGGACAGCACUGAGGCUUCUGAUGGAGAUUUAGGUUCUACAGAAGUGUGUGAGUUUAUGGUCCCUGCAGACGAGAGGCAAAGUGUCUGUGCACUAUGUGGGGAACCAUUUGAUGAUAUAUAUUCUCUUGAGAAGGGGAACUGGAUGUACAAGGAUGCGGUGUUUUUGGAUUACCCCAAGGGAGAAAGCAGCUGUGGAAACAAUGUUGAGCCUGAAGAGCAUGUGCCCAUAGUCCAUGUAAGAUGUGUGCCAAGAGGCUCAAAUGAUGGCAUGGAGGUUGACUAG